Messenger RNA from Hermetia illucens (black soldier fly), 6700 nucleotides. RefSeq names its product rho GTPase-activating protein 190 (gene RhoGAPp190). Gene Ontology annotation, molecular function: GTPase activity; GTP binding. The record is from RefSeq and is a predicted model, not a curated record. The transcript has 21 exons. NCBI's taxonomy places the organism in Eukaryota, Metazoa, Arthropoda, Insecta, Diptera, Stratiomyidae. Gene Ontology annotation, biological process: signal transduction. The coding region runs from base 392 to 5407 and encodes 1671 amino acids.
UGGCAUCACUACCAGCCCCAAUGCAAUUGUCAAUAAAACACAGUCUUCAUCCGCAAGAACAUUACAAAUGGCGUCGAAUGGGGCGGCGGGUGCUUUUUCGUGAGUUUUCUGUUGAAAAUGCUUGUGAAUCGUCCGUGUCGGUGCACCUGUAGUGAUAUUAGUGGAUGAAGUGUCGUGGAAAACUAACAAGUUGCAUAGAAUAGUGAUAUUAAGUGCUGAAAAUUGCAAAUGAAAAAAUGGGUGUCUGAGCAAGUCAAUUCAUUACACUUUUGUGGGAGAGAACGGCGGAGUGUGAGAUUUUCAUCCUCUGCGACUUUCUUCACGGGUAGCCGUUGGUCGGAGUGAGAAUUUCGAGUCGACCAGUUUUUGUAAAAAGAUAUUAUAGGCAAAUAUGAAGCAGAUAAACGUCUCUGUGGUGGGCCUGUCCGGCACCGAGAAGGAGAAGGGGCAAAUGGGUGUCGGCAAGUCAUGCCUAUGCAAUCGUUUCAUACGUCCAUUAACUGAUGAUUACUUUAUCGAUCAUAUAUCGGUGCUGAGCCAGACGGAUUUCAGUGGGCGCGUGGUCAAUAAUGAUCAUUUCUUGUAUUGGGGCGAAGUGAAGAGAAAUUCCGAGGAUGGAUCUGAAUAUAAUUUCCACAUUAUUGAACAAACCGAAUUUAUAGACGAUGCAACAUUUCAACCCUUUAAAGUUGGCAAGAUGGAGCCCUAUAUCAAACGUUGUGCAGCCACGAAAAUAGCUUCGGCCGAGAAAUUGAUGUACAUAUGUAAAAAUCAAUUGGGAAUUGAAAAGGAGUAUGAACAGAAGUUGUUGCCUGACGGACGGUUGAAUAUCGACGGAUUCAUUUGUGUAUUCGACGUCAGUCCUGUUCCUAAUCGGUCAAUUGAGAAACAAGUCGAAUUUGUUCACAAUGUCAUAAUGAGUUUGCUUAAAACCAAAAAGCCUAUCCUACUUGUAACAACGAAAAACGAUGAUGCCAAUGAGUCUUAUGUUCGUGAAGCGGAGAAAAUUUGCCAAAGGAAAGAAUACAAAGGUGCCAUCCAGCUGGUAGAGACAUCGUCGCAUGAGUCUAUAAAUAUUGACCUGGCAUUCAUACUCCUGGCGCAACUUAUAGACAAAUGUAAGAAUCGAACUAAAAUCACGACGUAUCAAGAAGCGGCACGAACCCGCAAGGAACUCUUAGAUAACCGAACGGAAGCAGUUACACGUCUGAUUCGAACUCAAAUUACCGACUACCACACGCUAUGGUCGCAUGGCUCGAAGAUGCUUUCCCAACAUAAGGAAUGGAUGGACUUCCUGGACCUAUUUGGCCAGGAAGCCGGACAACGAAUCUUUCGCAGGCAUAUGAAAAAACUUCGAGAUGACCAUCUGAACCGACGACUCAAUCAAUACAUGGACGCAUUUGCAUGUGCUCUUCAGGAUAUUGUGCCAGACAUCAACACACUGAAUAUUGAGAUAGAUGGUGAUUGGAAUUCGGUUAGGAAUUAUCUAAGAAAUCAUGUUGACUUCGAUCAAUACUUCUUUGAUUGUCAACGCGCUAGUUGGACGGAUUUGAUAGAUUGCAGUGAUUUGGAAGAUGAGGCCCGGAUACCGUUUGUUGUACUCGAUACGCCCGAAGCGGAAACUGUAUUCAAGAAUCAUGUGAAUGCGCUGCAGCAGGAGCAGAAACGCCUGGAGAUGCCAAAAAGAUGGAAGAAGCAAUUCAAAAAGCUGUUGGAAGAAACAGGUUACGUGACGCCGGGCAAACAACUAUCAGAAGUCAGAGUCCUUUUCAUGGGGCGUGAAUGCUUCGAAGCACUUUCUGAGCACGACUGCCAGCAGAUCUAUGAUAAUCAUCAACGGGAAAUAAUUGAAAAAGCCAAGCAUAAUUUCUUGGAGUUGCUCUUGGAACACGCUGACCUAUUUCAGCAUUUUAAAAAUAUUGAACCGUCCGGAACCAUUACUCAAGACGACAUCAAGCAGAUAACUGAAGUGUUACAAGAUGAUAUCCGCUAUAAAAUGCUUGACAGAUUGGAUCAGGAUCGUAAGCUGAUGUUGUUCCAGCACUUGGGAUUUGUGCAUUGCCCUAUUCGUGAGCAUUGUCCGGCGUUCCCGAACUGUAUGGACGCCCUCAUUGAGAGAAUAAUGACUGGAAAUAAGGCUCUUAGUUUAACAUCAAGUCAGUGGAAAUCAUCGCAAGCCAGCGAGAGUGUGUUGAACCUUCUAAUUUUGGGCGCCGAGCAUUUAGCUAGUGAUCUUUUAAAUGAUAUAAGAAUAAGUUGUGGUAGUGAUGGCGAAUACAUAUACGAUAAUCAAACGUACUAUUUGAAUUAUCGCAUUGUGAAUGGUGAUAUGGAAUCGUUUAAGUCAAUUGAUUUUCAGUCCAGUGGUCUGAUAUGCGUUUACUCGAACCAACAAUCGUUCGAAAGCCUGAAAGACAGUCUGGAACGUAGUUUGUUGUGCAACCUCGAACUGGAGGACAAGUUCGAAAAUCUUCCCAUCGUUUUAGUCUACCAGCCGCAUGACCUCAAAGAAAACGAAAUAGACUACCUUCGAGCCGAGGGCCAAAGACUGUCCGACCUAUUACAUUGCGAAUUCAUCGACACGUUGAACUUCUAUCGACAUCGGCAAUCACAGCAUCAAAACCAUGUCUAUGACAUAUUGAACCAUCUUAUCGUGUGCAUCCGAAUGUCAGAUCCAAAAUCAGAUGAUUCUUAUCAACCAGACCAGCCCGAUAUCAGAAUAAUUCUUGCAAUGUUCUGUGGCGACCCAUAUUCCGUAGAAAGCAUAAUAAAUCCCCUUUUAUCGGAAUCUACCUCAUGCAUAACUCCUGAUCGAACCAUUCUAGUGGAUACGUUUCUGGGUGAAUCGAAACGGCGGGUAGAAUUCAUAGUGUCGUCUUAUCACGGGGCGAAUGCUUAUCGCGAUGAUUUGAUUCAUGGUUUUGUGAUGCUUUACUCAACAAAACGACGUUCAUCUUUAGCCAAUUUGAAUGCUUUCACCAUGAACAUAGUCAACAUGCCGAUGCAAAUAAUAGCCAUUACCGAUGGAGGUGGUGCCAAUGCAUUCUUUAAUAACGAUCUUAGCCAACUGUUGAUCACAGAGGGAAAUUCAAUAGCUGACAGAUAUAGGGCCCAUUUUAUGACUUCUACUGCUGGGGCUCAAUUGAAGUUCGCUUUCUAUACACCAUUCCUGAAGAAAGUAUGGGAUCGAAAACCAGAAAUCGAACAGCUUCACAUGGAGGAACCCGUCACCCUGGACUCGGGCGAAGGUACUCUUGAACAUUCCAUGCAUCACUUGCCACAACCCCCACCACGUCAUGAGAGCUACAUGCUGAAGAACACGGCCGGAACGGAUGGAUCAGGAAGUGAGAAUUACGAGCACUUGCCGACGCGGUCCCUCAACUCAUUAAAUGGUCCGGAUGAUAGUAUUAAACUUAAUUUGAACGAAAACAACGACAAAUAUCGUCAUUUAUAUAUGUUAGGCGAAAAAGACAUAUCGAUGGACGACACCUAUGAUGACGACAAGGACGAUGAAAAGGCUCGGCUGUUGCAUCAAGGAUUCCAGAUAUAUCCACCACCAACAACACCUCCUGAACCAGCUCCUCCAGAUCAUCAUAUGGCCCCCUCUUCUAUAAUGAGACAAUUCAAGGGGAACUUAGUUUCGGCUUCGCAAUCCAGCCUAGAUGAAAUAACAUCUGAUGUGAGUGGCUCCAAGGAUUCACUAACGACACAUGAUUCAGGCUGGCUGGACGACGCCCUUUUCAUAAACCGUGAUCCCGAGAAACAUGACACCAGAAGCAGCAUCCGGCGAAACAUCAUCUGGAACAACUUUGGAUCAAACCACCACGCAUUCACAACAGGCCGACGCCAGAACGAGACCAAUUUCGGAAACCGCGUCCGCCCAAAGGGACCUAGUCAGACUCUUAAGCAACCUGGAAAACUGAAUCUGAAGAACUUCCAGCUUGUUAGUGAUGCUGUCGCCCGGAUGAACGUUAACAGCGACACCAACUUGGCCGAAGGUGAUAACAAAAAAGUUAUAGGUAUUAGUAAUAAAUCGUCAAUAUUUGAUCAUGCUCCCCUCGCUGCACCCGAAGAUGAUUCAGACGAACUGGCUGAAUACGCGCAAAUCAAGGAAGUGUACAGUGGUGGUGGGGAUCAAGGUAACAAUGAUCAAAUGUAUCCAAUGCCACACGAUUUGACUCCAAGCAAGUCUAAGUCUAGACACCGACGGGAUAAAGAACAAAAAUAUUCAGAGUCGGACAGUGAUUCUUCUUCAUCUGAACGAAAAACAAGAGGCUACGAUGGAUACUAUAAAAUGAAUCGCAAACCGCAAACGCACAAGCGAAUCCGUAAAAAACGAUCUGGUAUCCCAGUACAGCCUCCAAAAGUUCCUCCAUUUGGAACAUUCGUCAGCCCGCCGGAAAUCCCGCUACAUUACCAGAAGCUAAAAACCUUGGAAAAAGCUAAGUCUGUUCAUUGUGACGUGCAAGAGGAGGAAAGCAGCAUUGACGUGUCAUCUCCGCGUGAUAAUUCACCAAUCUUUGGUGUCCUUUCAACUUUGCCGGGAGACAACGAUCGCGAUAAACUUCUCGAUUUGAAGCGCGAAAAGCAAAAUAGCAAAACCUGGAAGGAUGAUGAGAAACAAGAGAAGCGACGAGCUAAGGAAGAACAGGCGAAAUUACGAAAACUUCACGAAAAGGAGCAGGACAAGAAAUCUAAGAGGAAAUCGAAACAACAGAAUUCCAAAAGUGGUACUACAAAUGUGCCAGAAACAUUGGAACAAGUACUAUUGUCGUUGCCAGAGUUCAUGCAGUCUGACAAGAAUCAUAUCCCGAUUUUCUUACAUAAAUGUGUACAAUUCAUUGAACAAGAAGGUUUGGAUUCGGAAGGAAUUUACAGGGUGCCUGGAAAUCGCGCACAUGUCGAUUUAUUAUUUCAAAAACUUGAAGAAGAUCCAAACGUUAAUAUUGAUGUGUUAGACAUUCCGGUGAAUGCCGUAGCCACCGCACUUAAAGAUUUCUUCUCAAAGAGACUUCCUCCCUUGUUCGAGGCUGACCUCAUGACAGAAUUAGAAGAUAUUGCCGGAUCGCGUGGGAUGUCAUCGGCAAAACUGAGCAUGGAAGUCAAAACCGAUCGAAGUUGUCGGCUAAUAGCUCUACGUUCGCUGCUCAAUAAACUACCACCCAUCAACUUUUCCAUUUUGAAGUUCAUUUUCCAGCAUUUCGUGAGAGUAUCGGAAAACUCUAAACUGAACAGUAUGGAUAGUAAAAAUCUUGCCAUUUGCUGGUGGCCGACACUGAUUCCCAUUGAAUUCACGGACAUGGGACACUUCGAGCAACUGCGUCCGUAUCUCGAAGACAUUGUCCAAACGAUGAUAGAUCAGUUCCCGUACUUGUUCUGCGGAAAAGAGGCUUUCGUAAUGGUUUAAUGGUAAGCGAGUAAGGGGAAGGUGUGAAGCAAAUAUGACUACUAUAAUUUAAUGGAUAAACACCCUUUAAACCAUAUUAAACAUAUUUAUGCUAUAUGUACUAACUGUGAAACGAUGUUGUUUUAUAUUAAGGAUAAAUAUUAUGAUUGUAUGUAAGGAGAAAGCAAAUAGUUGUAAUUUGAUAUAAACGAUAUAUUUAUAAACGUAUGAAUAACGCAAGGUAUGGACAAGGAUAACUUGAAGAAACCAUAAGAAGUAUAGACACGCACAAAUAAGCGAAACUCUAAUUUAAUGGCAAGAAAAAAGAAUCACUGCAAACAUUAUCAAUUAGGGAAAAAAAAUCCAGACAAGUAUUUAUAUUUAUUGCUUAGUUCAAUGUUUUGUACGUACCUAAGAGUUUUUGUGAGAUCAGGCAGUGCUCUGAGUUGAGGUUCUCUUCAGCACUUGCGUUAUAUGUGAAGUAUCGAUUAUGUGAAUGUGAUUAAUUGUAUAUAUUUUGCCCUACCUAAAUCGCAACGGUUCUACGCAGAGAAGUAACUUAUUUAUUGUGAAAGUACUCUUGUUUGGCGCAGGCCAUAAUGUCAAAUCAAACAUAGACUACAGCUGCAGCACAGGACACUGCUCUCAUCAAAAUUGUCAAAUUGGAGCUUAAUCCCUUUGCAUUCAAUCGCCACUCCUCAAAUUUGUUUGUUGUUCCUUUAGGUACCUAAUCAUUGCUUUGUGAGUUUCAGAGGAAGCCCAUUUCAAAAGUAACUCUUACUAAUAGAUAGAAGACAUGUUAUGUAGGCAUGAGUGAAUAGUAAAAUUUGAUACAUUUCUACGACAAAGAUGAGGACUAUGGAAUCACUGUGUCCCGCAUUAGUUACUGUAUCAGACCUGAAUUCAUCCACCCGCUAAGACAAAAUCAAUUGUUAACUAAACGAGCAGACUAGAAACUCCACGAUUUUAUGACGAUUGUAAAUAUUAUAUUCUUUUACUCAACAUUGCUCCAUUUCCAACCAAGUUCAAGCAUUUACAAUUUCACCUGCACGAAAUGCGUGUAUGAUCUUGUGUUUGUUAUUUUUUAAAGAUUUAAUUGAGCGACAUUUUAAGAUUAAUAUAAAAUAAAAUAUUUGUAUAAAAAGGAAAUAGGAUAUAAUCGAACAUAAAUUAUAAUAUAUUUUUUAUUUUUUUAGAAUGAGCAAGAGCAAAUCUUUAGCGAUAAAUAGAAUUGUAAAGCAGAAAGGACUAAUAUACGCAGAAAGUAAUGGUAGAAACUAACCUGUCGUGAUAUAUAUAAGUACGGUGGAGAAU